This is a messenger RNA of Capsicum annuum, 1346 nucleotides long. Its product is annotated as VAMP-like protein YKT61. Lineage: Eukaryota; Viridiplantae; Streptophyta; Magnoliopsida; Solanales; Solanaceae. Gene Ontology annotation, cellular component: Golgi apparatus; membrane. Gene Ontology annotation, molecular function: SNAP receptor activity. Gene Ontology annotation, biological process: endoplasmic reticulum to Golgi vesicle-mediated transport. The record is from RefSeq and is a predicted model, not a curated record. Bases 269 to 1033 code for a protein of 254 amino acids. The transcript is spliced from 5 exons.
AAAAUAUUCUAACCCAAAGUACCAUCUUUUUCUUAUUAUUAAUUAUUCCUUCUUACCUAAGAUAAUUAAUAACAAUAAAAUAAAAAUAAAUCGCCUAAACAAACAUCAAUAAUUCAAUAUACAUCGCGUAUAAUCUCCAGAAGAAUCAAUUCCAUUCUUUCCAACCCCCAAAAAAAUUCUCUGAAAUUCGUUUUGGUAUUUAGAAUUAUUUUUUUUUUCAAAAAUUUUUGCAGAAAUUUCCGAGAUUUUUUUGUAGAAAGAGAAAAAGAUGAAGAUCACAGCGUUAAUGGUGUUGAAAAGCAAUGAUAAUAGUAGUAAUUCAGAAGGAUCAGAUCCAGUGAUCUUAGCAAACGCUUGUGAUGUUAGUCAUUUUGGGUAUUUUCAGAGAUCUAGUGUUAAGGAAUUCAUCGUUUUUGUUGGUCGUACUGUUGCUAAACGCAAUCCACCUGGGCAACGUCAAUCUGUUCAGCAUGAAGAAUACAAGGUACAUUCAUACAAUCGAAAUGGUUUAUGUGCUUUGGGCUUCAUGGAUGAUCACUAUCCAGUUCGAAGUGCAUUUUCACUACUCAACCAGGUUUUGGAUGAGUAUAUGAAGAAUUUUGGUGAUUCGUGGAAAAGCGUUCAAAGCGACAAUGCUCAACCAUGGCCUUAUCUGAAUGAAGCUCUAGCCAAAUUUCAGGAUCCUGCUGAGGCGGAUAAGCUGUUCAAAAUUCAGAGAGAGUUGGACGAAACAAAAAUUAUUCUCAUUGGGAAAGAAGAAGUGUGGAAUCGAGCUGAGCUAUAUGUUCUCCUUGCAAAGGAAGCAUCAACUCAAGCAUACAACUUUCCUUUUCUGAGAUUCACCGCCGUCAAGAUUACCCCUCUAGUAGGUAACCACGGGAAGAAGCACACUUUCCUCGUCACCUUAGGUAUCCAAACAGAACCAUAUGUGAAACUCUCAUCUUCCCUACCCAAAAGCUUUUCAUUAAAUGUGUUAACAGAAAACACUUUGUUAUUCCCUAAUAUAUUUGUUGUGUUAUUCCGAGUAAUUUAAUGGUUGUGUACUUUUCACUGAUAAGCUUUCCAAAUUAUUUCCACUUUGUCCCUCAAUCCCUCUUGUAGGCCAUGGUUAUUUCUUUGACCUUCCUGGGGCAUUUAAGCAAACUAUUCUUUAGCAUGUAUGGACAUUGUAAAACCGUAACGUCAAAUUCUGUUGUUUUAGAAACAUGUUGGGUAGAAAAUUAGGAAAAUGAAUACGAUUCUUCCAUCGCACUAUCAACUCAGUGUGUUAGUUAAAUAUUUUAGAAGUAACUUCUCUUUGGAGAUGCUAGUUAUUCUGUUUUAACUCUACUUGUCAAAUAUUUAUG